Messenger RNA from Rhodotorula toruloides NP11, 1425 nucleotides. Its product is annotated as cyclin. Gene Ontology annotation, molecular function: cyclin-dependent protein serine/threonine kinase regulator activity; protein kinase binding. The record is from RefSeq and is a predicted model, not a curated record. Lineage: Eukaryota; Fungi; Basidiomycota; Microbotryomycetes; Sporidiobolales; Sporidiobolaceae. Gene Ontology annotation, biological process: regulation of cyclin-dependent protein serine/threonine kinase activity. Gene Ontology annotation, cellular component: nucleus; cyclin-dependent protein kinase holoenzyme complex. The transcript has 4 exons. Bases 1 to 1425 code for a protein of 474 amino acids.
AUGUCGUCUCCAAUCUCUCGAAGGCACUCGGGCUCGCUCGUCCCGACCGAAUGGCACGACCCGGCGCUCGUUAAGCUCAUGCGUUCGCCCUUAACCAACUCGAUGGUUGCCUACGUCGCGCAAAAGACGGUAGAGUCGGUGCAGUGCCGUCCUCCGCCUUCGCCACUUCCGACUCCUCCUCUUACGCCCGGUUCUUCCUCUCCUCCCUCACCGUCACCCUCCGACGCCCUCCCCUCCCUCACUCACUUCAUCUCCACAAUCGUCAAGAAAUCCCGCUGCCACGUCCCGACUCUGCUCUGCACGCUCGUCUACCUCGAACGACUGAAGGAGCGGCUGCCGAGCCAUGCGCGCGGAUGUCACACGACGAGGCAUAGGGUGUUCUUGGCGGUCUUGAUUGUCGCGGCUAAGUACCUCAAUGAUUCGUCGCCGCAGAACAAGCACUGGGUCCGCUACGCCGCCUACUUCACCCCCGCCGAAGUCAACCUCAUGGAACGCCAGCUUCUCACGAUCCUCAACUUUGACUUGAGCUUCACGGAGGACGAGUUGCGCGCGCGACUUGCGCCGCUUCUUCCCCAACUUCACCCGGAGAAGGUUCGCCAGGAGGUGGCCGAGGCGCGCAGGCCGUACCAGCCGCUCGACUACGUCGACGUCGACGCCGAGGCUUGCGUCGAGGUCCCAGUUCGCGCGGUGGGCACCAUCGCGUCGCAAGGUCGCAGGACGACCGAGCCGACGCUCCCGAGCGUUCACGGCGGCAAGCGGAUCACGCCCGAGUACGCAGAGCGGAGGGCUUCGUCGCCCGGCCCUUCGACUUCGAUGAGCAGGUCUCUCGCGCCUCAGCACCUCUCGACACUCCCGCGCCCGCCUCUCCGCUCCAAGGUGUCGAACAUCUCGAUGGCUCUGUCGCGCGGCUCCAUUUCACGCAGGAACUCGUCGUACAUGAGCGACGGCGGGCUUUCGCCCCGGAGCAGCAGUGACGAUAUCCGCUCGUCGUACUACUCCUCGUCUUCCUCCGCCUCUUCAUCGGCGUACCCUUCGCCGAGGAGUCGCCUUUCGCGCUUGUCGAGCAACUCGUCGAUGUCGACUCUCUCGUCUACGUCGUCAGGCCCGCAGACGCCCUACACGCCUUACAACGACCAGUCGGCACACGCCGUCCCGCCCGUCCCAUCCGUCCCCCUCUCACUCGCCGACUACACCCUCGCGCCCGCACCCGCACCGGGGCCCAAAGCCGCCUCACUCGCCUACCCUCCCGCUCCGCCCGCUGCCUUCAAGCCCCAAUCGCUCUCCAUCUCCCCGCUCGAGUCGUACAACCCCCCUACACCCGGCUUGAUGUACGCCAUGUCGCACGACCCGGACCUUUGGCCGUUGAUGUCGGCCUCGGCUGUGAGCGUCAAGGCCGCGAGGGGGGCGGUGCGUGUUGUCGCGUAG